Molecule: messenger RNA, 5946 nt
Organism: Aedes aegypti (yellow fever mosquito)
Lineage: Eukaryota; Metazoa; Arthropoda; Insecta; Diptera; Culicidae
Gene: Flo2
Product: flotillin-2
Exons: 6
Coding region: 117-1277 (386 amino acids)
Biological process (GO): protein localization to plasma membrane; regulation of myoblast differentiation
Cellular component (GO): plasma membrane
Source: RefSeq, a predicted model, not a curated record
CCCUUAUCUUCCCCAUAGGUGGUUGCUGUGGAUCGACGAAGAAGCGAACGAUCGUCGGAGGCUGGGCAUGGGCUUGGUGGCUGGUAACCGAUGUCCAACGGCUCUCGCUGGAAGUGAUGACCCUGAAUCCUAUGUGCGAAAUGGUUGAAACUGCCCAAGGUGUCCCAUUAACGGUGACAGGUGUUGCACAGUGUAAAAUCAUGAAGAUGAUGAACGUCUAUUAUUUUCACCAUCAGGCCGACGAGCUGCUCGGUACCGCCAGCGAACAAUUUCUGGGCAAAUCUGUGAAGGAGAUCAAGAUGACAAUCCUGCAAACAUUAGAAGGCCAUCUACGAGCCAUCCUCGGAACUCUUACAGUCGAAGAAGUUUACAAAGAUCGCGACCAGUUCGCCGCACUGGUCCGCGAAGUCGCCGCUCCUGACGUUGGUCGUAUGGGAAUCGAAAUCCUCUCGUUCACUAUCAAGGAUGUCUACGACGAUGUACAAUAUCUACAAUCGUUGGGCAAAGCGCAAACUGCCAGCGUCAAACGGGACGCCGACGCCGGAGUUGCUGAAGCUAACAGGGAUGCGGGAAUACGAGAAGCUGAAUGCGAAAAGAGUGCGAUGGAUGUUAAGUAUUCAACCGACACCAAAAUCGAAGACAAUGCUCGAAUGUACAAGCUGCAAAAGGCCAAUUUCGACCAAGAAAUCAAUACCGCGAAAGCUGAAUCACAACUCGCCUACGAACUGCAAGCGGCCAAAAUUCGUCAGAGAAUUCGUAACGAGGAAAUUCAAAUCGAUAUCGUGGAACGUCGCAAGCAAAUCGAAAUCGAAACCCAGGAGAUCAACCGGAAGGACUGCGAACUGUCCGCCACGGUGAAACUCCCGGCGGAAGCCGAAAGCUACCGCGUCCAAAUGAUUGCCGAGGGAAAGCGUACGCAAACGGUUGAGAAUGCAAAGGCCGAAGCCGAACGAAUCAAGAAGCUUGGGGCUGCAGAAGCUCACGCCAUCGAAAUGAUUGGUAAGGCGGAAGCAGAACGGAUGCGGAUGAAGGCCAAUGUAUACAAACAGUACGGAGACGCCGCCAUUAUGAACAUUGUGCUGGAGUCCUUGCCUAAGAUUGCGGCAGAAGUUGCGGCUCCAUUGGCUAAGACCGAAGAGAUCGUUCUGAUCGGUGGCAACGACAAUACUACGAACGACGUGACACGUCUUGUCGGCCAACUUCCGCCAGCAAUCAACGCCCUGACAGGUGUGGAUCUCUCCAAGGUAUUAGGUAAAAUACCAGGGGCAAAGGCAUAAUAAACACACACCUGUGCUAAACGACCAUUGUGCAGCUAAUUGAUCGUUCUAGAGUAUAUUUCCGAUUAGAUCACGUUUAAUAAAAAAAAAAAAACAAUGCUCGAACAAACCAGCAGACAUCAUCGCAACAUACUGUAAAAUACCGAUCAAACACAAAUAACUGCUAUGAAUAACAAACCAUCAAAGUGCUUGACUUAUUGCUUUAUUCCAGGAAUGUUUACUCCUUUCGGGUACCGUCGUCACUGAAGUGUAAAUUUUCGCAUAUCUGGAACUAAAAUGGAAACAGAUAAAACUAUCAAAAGUGAAAACCAAAUUUCCACAAAGUUAAACAUAGUAUAAACCCUAACCGUACGUUCAAUCAGUUUACAAAAGGGACACAACAAUUUGAGCAUGUUUCUGUUGGCUGUUUUGUUCUGCGCUCAGUUGGUUAAUCUGGACUUAGUUUUCGAUCUUGUGCGAUCCUACAAUGACGUAUCAAUUUCUAAGUAGCACGGGCGGCCAAUCAAGCUCAAGUUCAAGCUCAAGCCAUAAAAGCUGUUCUUAUAAAGAGUCCAACCAGAUGAUCGUUUGAGAUUAUUAGAUGUCAUCACUGUCAAAGUUUUUCUACCGGGCGACCACAGACUCUUGGGGCCACGACGAUCAUUUAAAAAUAACUGACAAGGUCUUCGGAAAGUUCAUGGUAAAAAUUUUAACGGAUACUAUCCAAGGCCCAUAUAGAGUUCUCAAGAACCCUUAUCAAUAUUUAAGGGUGUUCCUCAGCAGAUGGUGUUAGACAAUACCUUUGGAAAAUUCCUGAAAAAUUAUUGCACGUUUCUGCUGCUGAAGAAAUAUUUCAGAUCUCGUGGAAAUAUUUAAAGAAAAAAACUACUGACAAGGAGUCUUUUGACAAAAUACUUAGAAAUAAUGAUGAAUUUCUAGGGAGAUUUAUCUUGGAAACUCCUAAGAGCCUGAUUAAGAGAUUCUUAGUGGAUUUUAGUAUAAUACUUUUCAGAAGUUUUUAGCCGACUUUAGGAAAAAUAUGAGUUUGUAGAAAUUCGAAGGACUUGAAAAAGGUUGGGAAUCACUGGGAUAACAUCUGGUGAUGUUCUAUUUUUUGGAUACAAUGAUGCCUGUUACGUCAGAAUGUAAGAUAGUACGAUGAUGUUGCAUGUAAUCGCAUAUAGUUCAUUACAGGCGAAAUUCUCUCUCCUUCGCUCUUCAACAAAACUUGAAAACAACAGUGACAAAUUUGACAGGUACCGACACAACUGUUUUCAGAUUCACCAUAGGAGAGAAAGAGAGCGAUUUUCUGAUGACAUCAGCGUGCAAUGAGCAAUUGCAGACCAUUGAAUCCACGUAAGAAAAAGUUUAAAUUGUUCGUUCACCAAUCGUACGUGUAGCUUUCCGUUUGAAGAACAUACAGAUUAAUUCAAGGUAUUAUAAAACCUUAUUGUGUCUUCAAUGGGGAAAGAGGGUUCCACCAUUUGAAAAAAAAUUCUUUAGUAUAUUUUGAACGAACCCAAUAAAUAUUUGAUAAUUUGUUUGUAUAACUUGUUUCAUCUGUGAAUUUCUUAGAUGAGUUAUUGCAUUUUGAAAAAAUGAUAUAUUGCAUUGAAUUCAAAUUUAUUACACUGAGUGCAGAAGAAACAGAGAUAAGAAAUUGUUCGAUUUCAUAAUGAAUGCAUAUUUGAUUCACGGUGUCUAUGAAGCAUAACAUUAUUGUAAAAAUACGUAUCGGAGAUAUUUAAUUUUUUAAAUAAGGUUGUUCUACAGAAGAUUACUUGAAUUUACAAGUGGAGAUUUCUUUUAUUUACUGAUUACUACAGAGUCUCAUACCAAUGUUACAUCACGCUACGAAUUUUGAAAUUCUACAUUUUACAUUUCCUCUGUUCUAAAUAGAGGUUGUAUGACAGUUUUACUAUAUUUUCGAAAAAUAUAGUUAACUACAAGGCUAAUAUUGUAAUCGAAAAUACUUUUCAGAUUUCAAAUAACUCUUGCCUUGUAUUUCGUCAGUUUUACGAAAAAAAGGAAAAGAAGUCACUCAAAAGUAGAGUAGAAUUCCAUACUCAUCAGAUCAAUUUGAGAGACAACUAACUUUUUCAAUAGUAAAACUAUUGAUAAACGAUAAUUUUACUAUUGUAAAACAACCAAAAAAUUUAAGCUGAUUAAAAAAAAAACAAUCAAAUUGUUUAAACUGGUUUCGAAAAAUGUUGCUCAUUUACAAAAAUGAUUUUUUCGUGAGGAAAUAGUUGAUCAAAGUCGUGGGAAAGGAAAAGUUAACUAUGUACUACACAGUAUGUACAGUUUAGGGUCAAAGUGUGUGUUUUUUGAUAAAAAUAACGAAAUCUUUAAAUUGAUACGAAAUGCGGUAACAUUUUUUUUGCAUGGUUUUUUUGCACGACAUUAUGAAUACUGUAAAUUGAACAGGGUUAUAGAGAACUUUUAGUUGCCCACGUUCAAAAUUCAAAUUUCAACCUUUAUAGAACAAAUCGGCAAACGAAAAGAUUUAUUAUUCACUAAAUAAAAGAAAUCUUCCUUGUACUAAACUCCAUUACUUCAUAAAUUAGGAGUACGCACGGGGUCCAGUUGUAAUGAAAUAAUUUCGAACAGAAACCAAAAAUGCAUAAAACAUUCUAUAUUUAAAAACGAACAAACAACUGCCAAUAUGGUCAAACAAUGAACGCCAUUUUAUAAACGUUUGAUUUCAAAUAAAAUUGUAACUCACAUUUGCUUCUCAAUCCACUUUCACUAGUAAGUAACUAAUUGUUGUGUUUGUAAAAAAGUCUAUCCUUAUGACGUUUUCUGAAGAAAAAAAGCAAUUGUCAGGAGAUAACACGCAUUAUUUGUGAACCUAUUGAGUAUUGUAUGGUUUGAAACCCUUCAAAAUAGAUAGCAUAGAGAAAAUCGCAUGGGUGAAAUCAGAAACAAUACUAACUACACUUGAAAAUUGUAUGUACUAAAGUGAAAAUCCUAUUGUGUUCGAAGAAUGAAAUAGUAUUCCUUUCUUUCAAAUUACUAUUUUUCUAACUAAGCAUAGUGAACCCAAUUUAUCGAAACACGAAUCAAACCAUCUUUUCUUUGUUUGACCUUUAUUUUUCUCUACUCUUCGUUAAGUCCACUUUAAUUCUAUAAACAUACGACUCAUCUCGAAGCCAACUUUUUCCUCUCUUAUAAGAUACAAACCUGUAGACGAAAAGUUCGUAAGAUAACGAAUCUUCCUAUAUGUGGAUAACUUCCACAAAUGCUGCGCAGUAGCAAACAGUGCAAAGUACGUAGAAAUCAAUAGCAGAAUAGAACACAAAACCAUCGUUCAUCAAAGCGCUGAACUUUUCGAGGCCUGAUGUAGCACAUUUUUCAUCACUAUGUUUAGGUUCAUAAGGGCCCAAGUAAAAUUGGAGCAAAUGUCAGAAAAAGCAGUUUUUUUUUUUUCAAUAAUAAAACAGCUGUGCGUUUUAGAUUAUUUUGGGGAAAACUGAAUUUUUAGUUUUAAUAUUUGGUCUAGUUGUACCUACUUGGACCUUGACACGAUUUUUUCAAAGCACCAACAGACUUCAAAUUAAAUUUCCAGCGCGUUGCCAUCUAUAGAAAAUGUUUAGUAAAAUCUGCUUCAAUACCAGCGGCGUAGGCAAUACCUAUCAAAUAUGUAGCAGCAUCUUCAACUAGUCCAACUUCCGACUACAAAGCAUUCUAGAAUCUAGAAAACCGUACAAAUUUACCGAAUAAAAGUCGUUCUGCAAAUGCAUCUCGAAAUUACAACGUAUCCUAGAGAGCAAAAUCCACACAGUGAGCCGAUUUCACAACCAACCAUGAGGAAAUAACUAAGGGAAGACAAAACCUAGUUGCAGAAACAAAAUGUAUAUUUUUAUACUCCUUAUAUACUUAAAGCUAGGUGAAGAAAAAAAAUCAAUAUACAAAGGAAAGAUAUUGAAAUCAUAUUUUUGAAGUCGUGUAGAAUUAGAUUGUACUCUUACGAAAGCUUAGAACAGCCAGAUCAUGGGAGAAUCAGUGUGAGCAUCUAUGCUGUGCAUGUCAAGUCAACCAAUAAGAAAACUAUUCCAUUGCGUUCCUUACACACAAGAGCUUUCUUUCGAACUAUGAACUUCAAACAAUGAAUCCUAAUUUAACACCUAUUUAACCUAAAAAAACGUAUAUAAGAUGUUACUACUUCACUAACUCUAACUCACAUAUGUUACUAUAACACCAACCUUUUUUGAUAUUAUUAUUAUUUUUUGGAAUCACGGGGUGGUGGGUUCUUAUCUUUAAAUAGCGUAUUCGAAAAAGUUAAUCUUCUACAAUGAUGUAUUCAAACCAAGGAAUAUAAGUCGGUAAUGUUUGUUGAAUUUAACUCGAAAAUCAUGAAAAAACUGCGUUCAAUCACACGAAUAUAGUAAGAAGCUUGACAGUGUUCCCAUCAAUCCCGAAUCAUGUUUUUCGAAAAGUGUGUGUGGAUGUGUAUUUCUGUUCCAAGGUCAAAACGAUUGAAAAAAAAACUGUCUAUAGAAUAAAAUUUAUUUCAGAUAUUAGCUAAAUCAUUUCCGGACGAAUCUUCGAGUUGAACUUGUAAUCGAAGUUGCAGUGUUUAUUUAACAAGAAACCCCCGAAAACAAACUGAGAGUUUAGCAAAGAAAACUUUUAGUGAAUAUAUAUUGAAAAUAUGUAACACGAUCUAAAUAAAUCAACAUGUAAGGAA